Caenorhabditis elegans is the source of this 308-nucleotide messenger RNA. It is a transcript of the gene ins-13, whose product is annotated as INSulin related. The transcript is spliced from 2 exons. Gene Ontology annotation, molecular function: hormone activity. Gene Ontology annotation, cellular component: extracellular region. Lineage: Eukaryota; Metazoa; Nematoda; Chromadorea; Rhabditida; Rhabditidae. Bases 14 to 235 code for a protein of 73 amino acids. Gene Ontology annotation, biological process: signal transduction. The record is from RefSeq and is marked reviewed.
CUUCAAAUUUAUCAUGAAGCUUUUACAUAUUUUUAUUAUUUUUCUGUUAUUCCAAUCGUGCUCUAAUAAAAUGUGUCAAUAUUCAAAGAAAAAGUACAAGAUUUGUGGAGUUAGAGCUCUUAAGCAUAUGAAAGUCUAUUGUACACGUGGAAUGACAAGAGAUUAUGGAAAAUUACUCGUGACUUGUUGUUCGAAAGGAUGUAAUGCAAUAGAUAUCCAACGUAUUUGUUUAUGAAUUUGUGAACAAUGAUAUUUUAAGUUUUUAAAUUCCUAUUGGUUUUUUUUGUUUAAAUACAGAUUUAAUGGUG